Messenger RNA from Lachancea dasiensis, 1923 nucleotides. Lineage: Eukaryota; Fungi; Ascomycota; Saccharomycetes; Saccharomycetales; Saccharomycetaceae. The record is from the annotation of a GenBank genome assembly.
AUGCCUCCAAGAGAAUCUACGAAGAAGUGGAAAGCACCAAAAGGUCCAAAACCUAUUCAACGCAAAAACAAAAACACGAUUGGGCUUGGUAGAGCCAUUCAAAGUGCUCGUUCGAAGGAAAAUGAAAUACAAGUUUUGCCAGAUGGUGAAAUGCGAUUCACGACCGACAAACAUGAGGCCAACUGGGUUAAGCUGAGAUCUGUCACUCAGGAGUCGGCUCUGGAUGAGUUCCUCAACACCGCCGAACUUGCCGAUAAAGACUUCGCGGCUGACAGACACUCUAAUGUCAAGAUCAUUAGAAUGGACGCUGGCAGCGACUCAAGGUCCCAGGGAGUAUCGUUGAGUAAUGCCCAAAAGCAGAAGCUGAAUGAGCAACAAAGAAAACAAGCGGCCAACCUCAUUGUUCCAAGGAGGCCCGCGUGGGAUGAAAAUAUGACGAGGUUUCAGUUGGAGAGGCAGGAGAAAGAGGCCUUUUUGGACUGGAGGCGCAAACUGGCCACUCUCCAGGAAACUAAUGAGGAUCUUCUUUUGACGCCUUUCGAGAGAAACAUCGAGGUCUGGAGACAACUGUGGAGAGUCAUUGAAAGAUCGGAUUUGGUAGUACAAAUUGUGGAUGCUCGUGAUCCAUUGCUCUUCCGUUCAAGAGAUUUGGAGCUGUAUGUUAAGGAACUACACGAAGGAAAGCAAAACUUACUGUUGGUGAACAAAGCUGAUCUUCUCACGCGCAGACAGAGAAUCAUAUGGGCAAAAUACUUUAUUUCCAGAGAUAUCUCCUUCACAUUUUUCUCUGCGGCGAGAGCAAAUGAAAUAUUAGAGAAGCAGAAUGAGCUUGGUGACGAAUAUAUUCAUAAGGAAAUCGAAGAGGAGGAGGUUACAGAAAUUGACGGCGAGGAAGUCGACCUCGAAGUUUUGGAGAAGAUUCAAAUUUUGAAGAUCGACCAGCUAGAGAAAUUAUUUCUCUCAAAAGCUCCAAAGCAGCCACUGCAUACGCCUCUGCCAGGUCAAGAUCCUAUAAUUCAAAUUGGUCUGGUGGGUUAUCCUAACGUAGGUAAGUCUUCGACCAUCAACGCGCUGGUUGGCGCUAAAAAGGUGUCGGUGUCUGCAACUCCUGGUAAGACUAAGCACUUUCAGACGAUUAGACUGUCGGAUCGGGUAAUGCUAUGCGAUUGUCCCGGUUUGGUGUUCCCUAACUUCGCGUACAACAAGGGUGAGCUUGUUUGCAAUGGUGUCCUGCCAAUUGACCAGCUUCGAGACUACAUUGGUCCUUGCAGUUUGGUGGCUGAAAGAAUUCCCAAGUAUUUCAUUGAAGCCACAUAUGGUAUACAUAUACAAACAAAGUCAGAAGAAGAGGGUGGCAACGGUAUCCCAACUGCCCAAGAAAUUUUAGUCGCGUAUGCAAGAGCUCGUGGCUACAUGACACAAGGGUUUGGUGCUGCAGACGAAUCUCGGGCAAGCAGAUAUAUUUUGAAAGACUAUGUGAAUAGCAAGCUUCUUUACGUCAAUCCUCCCCCUCACAUGGACGAUGAUUCUCCGUAUACAAAAGAAGAAUGUGAGCAGUUUAACAAGGAACUGUACACUUUUGAUAAACUUCCUCAAUCGAGACAGGAACAGCUCGCUGAAGCGGCAAAGGGCAAGCAUAUUCAGACACUAGAUUUAGCUCGUGAUCUGAGCAAACUGACAUUUUCCGCCCAUAUCGGUAAGGAGGGUGAAGGUACGGAGGCAAAAUCUGUAAAUUAUGGUGGUAAGCAAGCUGCUCUGUACAACGCCGCUGAAGACCUUGAUAGAGAGUUUUUCAAGAUGAACAAUGUACAAGGGCAACUGUCUAAUCCUUUUCAUAAGGCUCAAAAAGAUGCUGGCGAUGGAAAGAAGCACAACAAAAAGAACAAAAAGGGCAAAAGGAAAGCAUUGUUAUCAGCAGAAUAA